CUUUCGUUUUCCGUCUUCCUGCCGCUAAACCGCCUUUGGGCUUGCGAUGGCAGCAGAGCCCCUUCCUCCUACAGAGUGAUCCCUAAACAGGAGCCCCCAGACCUGGACACGGUCUCCCUUAAGUGUUUCUAAGGAUACAGCCUUGACCCUUCCAUCCCUUCUGUGGACUCAUCCCUUCCAGAAACCCACAGACUCAGAGACAGGCCUCCUGAAAUCACCCCAGGGGCAGAAGAGAUGAAUAUAAGUUGGAGUGGAUGGGGCAUCCUUAAGGGGUCCUCGGGCUCCUCCCUCCAUAAAGGAAAUAUGGUAUCAUUUCAAGAUGUGAUGGAGAUUCUCUAUCCUUUAGGAGCCUGUCUCUGUAAUUCUCUCAUUGCCUUCUUCCUCCUCCUCAUGAUGCCCAAAAUGACCUUAGGGCAGUUCUCAGUGAUUGGACCUGCAGGACCCAUCCAGGCCUCACUUGGGGGAGAGGCAGAGUUACCAUGUUACCUGUCCCCACGUCAGAAUGCUCAGCACAUGGAGGUGGUCUGGUUCCAUUCCACUUGGGUGGUACAUCUCUAUCAAGAUGGAGAAGAUCAGUUUGGAGACCAGGACCCUGAUUACCGAGGGAGGACGGAAUUGGUGAGAGAUGCUAUCACAAGUGGGAAUGUCACCCUGAAGAUACUGAAUGUGAGAUUCUCAGAUGCAGGAAAGUACAUGUGUCUCAUUGCAGAUGGUUUUCACCAAGAGCAAGCUGAAAUGGAGCUGAAGGUCUCAGGUGAUGAACCACUCGAGUCACCAACUACACUACCAGUAUCAUUUAUACUCAUCUAUUUCAUCCUGCUUCAUUUACCUUGUUCGGUUUUGACUCUGCUUUGCCAAGGAUGUUUUUUCAGGUCAGUUUCCUGGCUAUGUGAGAUCAAUGGGCUCCUGGCUGUGACUUCGGCAUUUGAGGUUGAAAUGAUCCUUUGUUACCUGUGGUUGUGGCAUAGAUGUCAAGGGUAUCUUCAUGAGGAAAGAUUAUUUUCUUAUGGCAGUCAAGUUAUGGUGAUACUUGCUGUGCUUCUAAUAUUAAGGAUUGUGUCAGUAUACUUAUUAAGAAGGUUGCUACCCCAGAGGUCUCCAGAGCUGACAAUAAGGUGACUUCAUGGAAGCCUGGGGCAGUGCUGCAUCCAACCAUGGAUGAUUGAUUGGUGAAGGAUUUACAAUGGUAGAUGACUGCUGAGCCAGAACAAAUGAUGCCUCAUCAAAUGUACAAAAAGCAAGCUACUAAGCUCCUUGACUCUUCCUUCCAUUCUAGCCUUGAAGUUUGAGGUCUCUUUAAUGCUGCAAUAGGAGAAUCAGGUUGGAGAAGGGAUGAUUGCCCUGUUUUCUACCCAGUUGCCAUGUAUAUGUGAUUGCCUGGCCACUUCUGACUCUUGUGUGUUUAUUCUGUCCUGACUUUGCCAAAUAAGUUUCCCCCUGCUGGAUUUGUCAAGAGACUGGCUGGGACCUUGUGAUUUGAAAGGUCUGAAAUUCCUGAGUUCCAGUGAGCAAUUGGAUGUCAAAAGGGACCUUCUGCAUCAGAGAAGAUGCCACCAGAAAGAUGCCCAACCCAAGCUUAGCAUUUGAUCUGACAAUGGCAGAGACGAAAUGUGAAGUGCCCGUAUAAUAUAUUCCAAACUGCCUUAUGGGACAGCUAGAUGGCACCACGGAUAGAUGACCAACUCUGACCUUAGGGAGAUUCAUCUUUAUGAGUUGAAAUCUGGCCUCAGACACUUACUAACUGUGUGUCCCUGAGCAAGUCACUUGACCCUGUU
Messenger RNA from Vombatus ursinus (common wombat), 1775 nucleotides. Its product is annotated as myelin-oligodendrocyte glycoprotein-like. The record is from RefSeq and is a predicted model, not a curated record. The coding region runs from base 235 to 1119 and encodes 294 amino acids. Gene Ontology annotation, molecular function: signaling receptor binding. The transcript has 8 exons. Lineage: Eukaryota; Metazoa; Chordata; Mammalia; Diprotodontia; Vombatidae. Gene Ontology annotation, cellular component: external side of plasma membrane. Gene Ontology annotation, biological process: regulation of cytokine production; T cell receptor signaling pathway.